AUUUAUUAAUGGAUUUUAUUUAUCCUUAAAAAAAAAGAAAGAAUGGUUAAAAAAAUGCUUCUCAUAUGUGUCGUCCUGUUUUUAUUACCUUGCAUUCAAGGAUUUCCAAGAGAAGUUCCAAUCGGAGUUCUUUUCGAUGGGGAUGAAAUGAUUGAAACAGCGUUUUAUUUAUCGAUCAAAGAUGUUAACAGAAAUGCUGAAAUAUCAAACGAUAUUAAAGCUUUAACAUUAAGAUCGGAACAAAUUGACAGCGAUACCUUCGAUGCAGCAGAAAAAACGUGCAAACUUUUGGAAAAGGGCAUAGCUGGUUUGUUCGGACCGAAAGACAAAUCUGCAUCGUAUUUUGUUCAAAGUAUGUGCGAUGCUAUGGAUUUGCCAUACAUUACCACUACAUGGGAUCCCGAACAAACUCGAGGAAAUUCAAUUAAUUUAUAUCCUCAUCCCGAAGUUCUCUCAAUGGUUUAUUACAAUAUAAUAAAAGAUUUCAAUUGGAAAGAAUAUGCAAUUUUGUAUGACAAUACAGAAAGUUUGUUAAGUUUGCAACGUGUAUUGGAACUUCAAGAAAUAGUUGGUUACGAGAUUACGAUUUAUCAUCUCGGUAAUGGUCCAAAUUACAGAGAUAUUUUACGAACCGUCAAAAUGUCGGGAGUGAUCAACAUAGUGAUCGAUUGUUCGUAUGAAACUUUAUCUACGGUUCUCGAACAAACCCAACAAGUUGGUUUAAUGUUACAAAAGUAUAACAUAAUCGUGACAAAUCUGGACUUCCAAACAUUAGAUCUGGAACCUUAUCAAUACUCAGGUGUAAACGUGACGGGUGUAAGAAUGAUAAAUCCAAAAGACCCUUAUCUCUUGGAUAUUUAUAAUACUUUUUAUCUCGAUUGGAACUUAACAGAUCCAACGCAAUUAAGACUCGAAGCAGCAUUGGCCUUCGAUGCUGUGCAAAUUUUUGCCAAAGGCAUGGCACUGUUGGAGAACAGUGUUAAUGGUGAUUUUAAAAAAUUAGCAUGCAACGAGACAGAUAAUUGGGAAUUUGGUAAUAGUUUGAGCAAUUUUAUUCGUGCCGAAAAUAUGCAUGGGUUAAGUGGACUAGUGAAAUUCGACACAUCAGGAUACCGAAGUGAUUUUAAAUUAGAAAUCGUCAGUCUUAACAUAAAAGGAUUAAAUAAAGUUGGUGAUUGGUAUAGUACGAAUAGUAUUCGAUGGGUACAAAAAUCUGGCCUUCCAGCCAAUGAGAUUAAAGUAUUGCAAGACAAACAUUUCAUCGUUUUGAUAUCUCUGACUUAUCCAUAUGGAAUGUACAAAGAAUCACCUGAUUUGAGGACAGGUAAUGAUCGUUACGAAGGUUUCGCUAUUGACGUCAUAGACGAAAUGAGCAAACUGUUAGGAUUUAAUUACACCUUUGAAGUACAAGAAGAUAACGUUUACGGUUCUUUGCAAAAAGCUACUGGAGAAUGGAAUGGGAUGAUUAGAAAAAUUAGAGACGGUAAAGCAGAUCUUGCGAUUACAGAUUUAACGAUCACUUCUGAACGAGAGAGUGCGGUAGAUUUUACAACACCCUUUAUGAAUUUAGGUAUAAGUGUACUUUACAGACAACCGACACAGGCACCACCAAGUUGGACUUCAUUUCUUUUACCAUUCUCUUAUGAAGUAUGGAGUUACAUUUUUGGAUCAUGGAUUAUCGUGAGCCUCGUAUUGUAUAUCAAUGGAAGAAUGAGUGCAGCCGAAUGGACCAAUCCGUAUCCUUGUAUAACCGAGCCAGAAGAAUUAGAAACACCUUACACGAUGGUCGACACUCCAUUUUUCACUAUUGCAACUUUACUUAAUGGUGCAUCUGAUUUCGCUCCUGGAGGUAUUUCAACGAGAGCAAUAGGUACAACAUGGUGGUGUUUUAAUCUAAUAAUAAACGCAACUUACACCGCCAAUCUAGCAGCAGCUUUAUCUACCAGUCCAACAGUAUGGCCCUUUACGAAGGCAGACGAGUUACCCUAUCAAAACGAAAUCAAAUACGGGGCAAAGAGAGACGGAUCUACCAUCUCGUUUUUCAAGACGGCAACCUACGAGCCCUACAAACUCAUGUACGACUACAUGAUGGAACACGCAAGCGAGGUUCUAACGGAUAACAACGAAGACGGUUUGAAAAAAGUGCAGCAAGAGAAUUAUGCAUUCUUCAUGGAAUCUACGUCAAUAGAAUAUUUUACACAAAGGAACUGCAACGUCACCAAAGUUGGUGGUUUGUUGGAUCAAAAGGGUUAUGGGAUUGCCAUGAAAAAAGAUAUAUAUUAUCGGAACCAGCUAAGCGGUGCGAUACUGAAGCUGAAGGAGGCUGGCAUGAUAACCGAACUCCAAGAUAAAUGGUGGAGGCAAAAAAGGGGUGGGGAUAAAUGUAGUGAAAAACCAGCUGCAAUUGCCAAUCCAUUGAAUUAUGAAGACGUUAGUGGUGUGUUUAUUGCUCUCGGAAGUGGUCUCGCUGUAUCCUGGAUAGGUACAAUUUGGUCUUUUGUCUGGCACAUACGAAACGUUUCUGUUACCGAAAAUGUUUCUUUCAAGGAGGAAUUGAUAAGCGAAUUGAAGUUUUUAUUAAAAUGUGGCGGGACAAAAAUAGUUACGAGAAGAAAGAAAUCUUCGACAACGUCAACGGAAGAGGAUACGAAAAAGCCAGACAAGUAGUUAAAUUUGAUUGAAUAAAAAAGAAACUCGUCGAUUAGAAAGAAAUCGAUUAAGAAUUUUCAAUCAACCUCGGGGUGUGAAUUAGGGUUUUUACGAUAGGAAGGAUUUAAUGACGAAGGAGGAGGAGAAAGAAAGAAAGAAAGAGAAAAAAAUCACUUUUGGAAUAAGGAACGAUUGUAAUGAGUUAGUGAUGGAAGGUAUUAUUAUUAUAAUAAUAAUAUUCGAUGUUAUUCACGCUAGCCUAAUAUCGAGAUUAGAGUAGAGUGUUUUUUUUCUUCUCUUUUUUUUUUGUUUUUUUUUUAUUCAAAAUACUUUUAAAAGCUUAUAGAAUAGGCAUAGGACCACGCGACUCUAAUGGGGGAAUCUUUCUCUUUCGAGAUCCAUAUAGACUAACAUGUAUCGCAAAAGAAUAUAACGAAAUUAGUGAUAAUAAUGGUGAGCGGCGGUUUAAUAAGCAUUAGGUGUAACAACCUUCUGUCGUAAAAGGGCCGCCGCCAAAGAGUAUCUCUCUCGGUGUAACGAAAUUGCUUGCUCGUAAAUAUAUGUUCGAUGGACAGGCGAAACACACGAUGUGCGUGCGCGAGCGCGCGCACGUUGACCUUAAUGAAGCUACUUUCUGGCAUAGAAAAAAAAAGAAGAGGAAUAUAAAGAGAUAAAAAUACAACGAGAAAAGGAAAAGAAAAAAAAGGAUUAGAAGAUCGGCGUGGUCCUUCAAAGAACGAGAAUGAUCGUUCAAAGAUCAUUUACGUAAAU
Messenger RNA from Polistes canadensis, 3420 nucleotides. RefSeq names its product glutamate receptor ionotropic, kainate 2-like. The transcript has 15 exons. Gene Ontology annotation, cellular component: plasma membrane; postsynaptic membrane. The coding region runs from base 43 to 2667 and encodes 874 amino acids. Gene Ontology annotation, biological process: monoatomic ion transport; modulation of chemical synaptic transmission; synaptic transmission, glutamatergic. The record is from RefSeq and is a predicted model, not a curated record. Gene Ontology annotation, molecular function: transmitter-gated monoatomic ion channel activity involved in regulation of postsynaptic membrane potential; glutamate-gated receptor activity. Lineage: Eukaryota; Metazoa; Arthropoda; Insecta; Hymenoptera; Vespidae.